GGCGGGCGGGCCCGGCCCCGCGCUGGCCGCGGCGCGCCGCAAGGACGGCGGCCCUGCCGGCAAGUUCUGGGAGAGCCCCGACACCGUGUCCCAGCUCGACUCGGUCCGCGUGUGGCUGGGGAAGCACUACAAGAAGUACGUUCAGGCAGAUGCUCCUACCAAUAAAACGUUGGCUGGGCUGGUGGUGCAGCUGCUGCAAUUCCAGGAAGAUGCCUUUGGAAAACAUGUCACCAAUCCUGCCUUCACAAAGCUUCCUGCAAAGUGCUUCAUGGAUUUCAAAGCUGGAGGUACAUUAUGUCACAUUCUUGGUGCUGCUUACAAAUAUAAGAAUGAACAGGGCUGGAGGAGGUUUGACCUGCAGAAUCCCUCCCGGAUGGAUCGGAACGUGGAGAUGUUCAUGAACAUUGAGAAAACGCUGGUGCAGAACAACUGUCUGAGCAGACCAACCAUCUACCUCAUCCCUGACAUGGAGCUGAAGCUGGCCAACAAGCUGAAGGACAUUGUCAAACGUCACCAGGGAACAGUCACUGAAGAGAAAUCCAAGGCUACCCACCACGUGUAUCCAAGUCCUACCUCAAUGGAUGAUGAUGAGUGGUUGAGACCUGUGAUGAAAAAGGACAAGCAGGUGCUGGUACAUUGGGGCUUUUUUCCAGACAGCUACGACACCUGGGUCCACGCCAACGAAAUCGAUGCAGAAAUUGAGGACGCCCCGAUCCCUGAGAAGCCCUGGAAGGUUCAUGCCAAGUGGAUUCUGGACACGGAUGUGUUCAAUGAGUGGAUGAAUGAGGAGGAUUAUGAGGUGGAUGAGAACAGGAAAUCCGUGAGCUUUCGCCAGAGGAUCUCCAUGAAGAAUGAGGAGCCCGUGCGGAGCCCUGAGAGGAGGGACAGGAAAGCAGCAGCCAGCACAAGGAAAAGGAAACAUUCCCCUUCUCCACCCCCCACUCCUGUGGAGUCCAGGAAAAAGACAGGGAAGAAAGGCCAAGCUGCUCUCUAUGGCAAAAGGAGGGGACAGAAGGAGGAGGAUGAGCAGGAGGAUCUCACCAAGGACAUGGAGGAUCCCACCCCAGUACCCAACAUAGAAGAAGUGGUACUUCCCAAAAAUGUGAACCCAAAGAAGGACAGUGAGAACACGCCCGUGAAAGGAGGAACCGUGGCAGACCUGGAUGAGCAGGAUGAGGAGACAGUGGCGACUGGAGGAAAGGAGGACGAGGACCCCAACAAGGGCGACCAGAGCCGCUCCGUGGACGCGGGGGAGGACAACGUCACCGAGCAGACCAACCACAUCAUCAUCCCCAGCUACGCCUCCUGGUUCGACUACAACUGCAUCCACGUGAUUGAACGUCGUGCACUUCCAGAAUUCUUCAAUGGGAAAAACAAGUCCAAGACUCCAGAAAUAUACCUGGCCUACAGGAACUUCAUGAUCGACACGUACCGGCUGAACCCGCAGGAGUACCUGACCAGCACAGCCUGCAGGAGGAACCUCACCGGGGACGUCUGCGCCGUCAUGAGGGUCCAUGCCUUCCUGGAGCAGUGGGGGCUCAUCAACUACCAGGUGGAUCCCGAGAGCCGCCCCAUGGCCAUGGGGCCCCCCCCGACCCCCCACUUCAACGUGCUGGCCGACACCCCCUCGGGGCUGAUGCCCCUGCACAUCCGCACGCCCCAGAUUCCAGCUGCCCAGCAAAUGCUGAGCUUCCCUGAGAAGAACAAGGAGAAGCCAACUGACCUGCAGAACUUUGGUCUUCGCACAGACAUCUACUCCAAAAAGACUCUGGCCAAGAGUAAAGGUGCAAGUGCUGGCAGAGAAUGGACAGAGCAGGAGACACUGCUGCUGUUAGAGGCGCUGGAGAUGUACAAGGACGACUGGAACAAGGUGUCGGAGCACGUGGGCAGCCGCACGCAGGACGAGUGCAUCCUGCACUUCCUGCGCCUGCCCAUCGAGGAUCCCUACCUGGAGAACUCGGACGCCUCGCUGGGGCCCCUGGCCUACCAGCCCGUGCCCUUCAGCCAGUCGGGCAACCCCGUCAUGAGCACCGUGGCCUUCCUGGCCUCCGUGGUGGAUCCGCGCGUGGCCUCGGCCGCCGCCAAGGCCGCCCUCGAGGAGUUUUCCCGGGUCAGAGAGGAGGUGCCCCUGGAGCUGGUGGAAGCCCACGUGAAGAAGGUGCAGGAAGCUGCUCGAGCCUCUGGGAAGGUGGAUCCCACCUACGGCCUGGAGAGCAGCUGCAUCGCUGGCACGGGCCCCGAGGAGCCCGAGAAGAUGGAUGGAGCUGAGGAAGAGAAGAUGGAAACAGAGGCAGAGGGGCAGCCAGCAGAGAAGGUGGAGAGCAAAGCUGAGAGUGAGCCCGAGGAGGGGGAGAAGGUCCUGGAAGGGGAGAGCGAGCGGAACGCAGAGAAGGAGCCCGAGGGCGAAGGGGCUGCGGAGCCCAAGACAGAGGAGAAGGAGGCAGAGGAGAACAAGGAGAACGUUGACGGCAGCAAGGACAAGGAGGCCGAGGCUGGGAAGAAGAAAGUGGAGCACGAGAUCUCGGAGGGGAACGUGGCCACAGCUGCAGCUGCUGCCCUGGCCUCUGCUGCCACCAAAGCCAAGCACUUGGCAGCUGUGGAGGAGAGGAAGAUCAAGUCCCUGGUGGCCCUUCUGGUGGAGACUCAGAUGAAGAAGCUGGAGAUAAAACUUCGCCACUUUGAGGAGCUGGAAACCAUCAUGGACCGGGAGAAAGAGGCACUGGAGCAGCAGAGGCAGCAGCUGCUGACGGAGAGGCAGAACUUCCACAUGGAGCAGCUGAAGUACGCCGAGUUAAGGGCUCGCCAGCAAAUGGAGCAGCAGCACAGCCAGAACCCCCAGCAGCCCCACCAGCACCCCAGCGGGCCUGGCAUCAACCCCCUGGGGGCACCAGCACACCCAGGGCUGCUGCCCCACCAGCAGCCCCCGCCCUACCCCAUGAUGCACCACCAGAUGCCACCUCCUCACCCACCUCAGCCAGGUAAGAGAAGAGCUGGGAGCUCCUGCCCUGAGCCCCGAGGGGGAGGAGCUGCCAGGGGAGGCUGCCCAAGGGGCCCUGGGUGGUUACUGGUUUACUGGUUACUGGUUUAUAGUGGUGCCACUGGCAGGGUUUGCUGGAAAGAUGAGCUUUGCACCUUCUGCAGCCUCACUGUGGAGCUUCCACCCCCGUUCCAGAUGUGCGCAGGAGGACAGGUUCUGACCUCAGCAGCAGCUGAAGGUGCCCCCCUGGGCUCAGCAGACCGUGAGCAGAACGCGGCGUCGCCAUCCUCGAGUGAUGGAUGA
Lonchura striata (white-rumped munia) is the source of this 3280-nucleotide messenger RNA. Lineage: Eukaryota; Metazoa; Chordata; Aves; Passeriformes; Estrildidae. The record is from RefSeq and is a predicted model, not a curated record.